CUCCUGCCGCCGAGCCCCGAGCGCCGCCGACCGCGGACGCGCUUUCGGCCGGGAGUCGCGGCCGCCGCCAGCAGUGUUCAUGUUUGGGAUUCAGGAGAAUAUUCCGCGCGGGGGGACGACCAUGAAGGAGGAGCCGCUGGGCAGCGGCAUGAACCCGGUGCGCUCGUGGAUGCACACGGCGGGCGUGGUGGACGCCAACACGGCCGCCCAGAGCGGCGUGGGGCUGGCGCGGGCGCACUUCGAGAAGCAGCCGCCUUCCAACCUCCGGAAAUCCAAUUUCUUCCACUUCGUGCUGGCGCUCUACGACAGGCAGGGGCAGCCGGUGGAGAUCGAAAGGACCGCUUUUGUGGACUUUGUGGAGAAAGAGAAAGAGCCGAACAACGAGAAAACCAACAACGGCAUUCACUAUAAGCUGCAGUUACUGUACAGCAAUGGCGUCAGAACAGAGCAAGAUCUCUAUGUCCGCCUCAUAGAUUCAAUGACCAAGCAGGCCAUCGUUUAUGAAGGCCAGGACAAGAACCCGGAGAUGUGCCGCGUUCUGCUGACCCACGAGAUCAUGUGCAGCCGGUGCUGCGACAAGAAGAGUUGUGGCAAUAGAAACGAGACGCCCUCAGACCCUGUAAUCAUUGACAGAUUCUUUCUAAAGUUCUUCCUCAAGUGCAAUCAGAACUGCCUGAAGAAUGCAGGCAAUCCUCGGGACAUGCGGAGGUUCCAGGUCGUUGUAUCGACAACAGUCAACGUGGACGGCCACGUGCUGGCCGUGUCUGACAACAUGUUUGUGCACAACAAUUCCAAACACGGGAGGCGGGCCCGCCGCCUAGACCCGUCAGAAGCCACUCCGUGCAUCAAGGCCAUCAGCCCCAGUGAAGGCUGGACCACGGGGGGCGCCACUGUGAUCAUAAUUGGGGACAACUUCUUUGACGGUCUGCAAGUUGUGUUCGGAACUAUGUUGGUGUGGAGCGAGCUGAUAACCCCCCACGCCAUCCGAGUGCAGACACCGCCGCGGCACAUCCCUGGAGUUGUUGAAGUCACCCUCUCCUACAAGUCUAAGCAGUUCUGCAAAGGUGCUCCUGGGCGCUUUGUCUACACUGCCCUUAAUGAGCCAACCAUAGAUUACGGCUUCCAACGGUUGCAGAAAGUGAUACCCAGACAUCCAGGUGAUCCUGAAAGGUUACCCAAGGAAGUGUUACUGAAGAGGGCAGCAGACCUCGUGGAAGCCUUGUACGGGAUGCCUCACAACAACCAGGAGAUCAUCCUGAAGAGAGCGGCCGACAUCGCUGAGGCGUUGUACAGCGUUCCCCGCAAUCACAACCAGAUCCCCACAUUGGGCAACACUCCGGCGCACACUGGCAUGAUGGGCGUGAACUCCUUCAGCAGCCAGCUAGCUGUUAACGUGUCAGAGACCUCACAAGCCAAUGACCAAGUCGGCUACAGUCGCAAUACAAGCAGCGUGUCCCCGCGAGGCUACGUCCCCAGCAGUACUCCCCAGCAGUCCAAUUACAACACAGUCAGCACUAGCAUGAAUGGAUAUGGAAGUGGCGCCAUGGCCAAUCUAGGGGUCCCUGGCUCGCCUGGAUUUCUUAAUGGCUCCUCCGCUAACUCUCCCUACGGCAUAGUGCCGUCCAGCCCCACCAUGGCAGCCUCUUCGGUCACCCUCCCUUCAAACUGUAGCAGCACACACGGCAUUUUCUCAUUCUCACCUGCCAAUGUCAUCUCCGCAGUGAAACAGAAGAGCGCUUUUGCGCCCGUGGUCCGGCCCCAAGCCUCGCCUCCUCCUUCCUGCACCAGCGCCAACGGGAAUGGACUGCAAGCUAUGUCUGGGCUGGUAGUCCCACCCAUGUGAGGGACUCUGUUUACCUUCACAGCACCCAGCAUCCAAGGACGGACUUCAGGGGACACGUGUAGUGUGUUAAGACGUGCUGAUGGAAAAAACAAAAACAAAAACACAAAACGCUAUCUUCAAAACUAAAAAAUCAGCAACAGUUGAAUGCUACAAGAGACAUUUAAAGAUUUUAUUUAAACUGUUAAGAAUCAACACGCAAACAAGCCUACUUCUUCAUGAACAAUUCCAUUUUAUUGACUGAACUUUUCUCAUAUUUUCACAUUUCUCAGUCCUGAAGAAUUAAGGAAAACAAAGCGACGCCUAUUUUGUAUAAAGUUUCUGAUCCCGUCUUGGCUGUCUAGUGCGUGCUAUCUGUGUGGGGAGAAGCUUCGUGAAUAUGCACCAUUUUGAUGCCCAUGCAACACUGAGGAGAAAGCCUCGAAACAUUUUUCUGUACUCAUAUUUAGAUUCACAAUGGUUGUGUAUCUCUAUAAUGUGAAAUAUUUUUUUGUGGUGAAAAAAGGGGGCCAAGGAGGUAUGAGCCAUUAACUGGAACAGAGGAGGAUAUGACGAGGUGAAUUUGGGGUGGCAGGGAGGGAGGGAGGGUUUAUCAUUGCUUAACUUCAUCUUAAUGAAAUGAAACUUUGUAACUUAUUGUAGUUAGAAAUUGUAACUUUGAUAUCGAAUCUCUUGCCUUCAACAAGCACACUGACAGAGAAAAAAAAAUAUGCUACUGUCUGUUGGUUCCAAUAUUCUCCCACCUAGAGCUUCCUGUUAAAGCAAGUGCGAUCAGCAACAUUUUUUCAACUUUUGCGCACUGUAAACCUAUUGCAUUCUUAGGCUACUGUGAGGUCUAUGUUUCUUGUACCUGAAAUUGUCCUUUUGACUUCUAGACCCUUCUUCCCCGAUGUGUUUUGUAUGUGGUUAUAAAAUUGUAGACUUUUGUGAUUUUGCCAAAGUUGUAGCUAAAUAUUUAUACACUUGUCUUGAAUUUUUUUCAGAUCCACUUAAAAUAUUUAGAAAAACGAGUUUUAUUCCUUAUGUGUCUUAUAAGGGAUAAAAUGCUCUUUCAUGCGACACUUCCUUUCCCAUGAACACUUGCAGUUGUUAAGGGACUUUAUUUUGUAACAUAUCAAUUAUAAAUAUUGUAUUUAUCUUUGAGAUUUUGUACAUUGCUUUCCCCAUCUUCUUUCUUCAUGUCUGUCUUGGUGUUUGAUCCUGCCCCGGGUUGUUACACGGGGAAAGAACAGACACCAAGAACCGUCUCUUUGAUCUGUUUUGUUAAAAUGAAUCAAUGUCCUUACAUUUCAUUUGUACCUAAACCAUUUGCUAUUGUUUAGACUUUCCAUCCCUUUUUUUAUGUUGAGGAAAAGUCAAAUUCAUUGUUUAUUUUUAUAUUAUUUUUAAGUUAUCUGAACAAAUACUUUUGAAAAGAAAAGUUUGUUGUAUAGUCAAAAGAAAACGGUGUCAGCGGCCGUGACAAAUCCUAGUAGAUUCUGCAUGUGGAACGGCUGUGAAGGGGCCACACCGUCCGGGGCUGUGUCCUUAUUUUAUUUUUUAUUUUUAAUUUGUUUUUUUUGUAGAAUGUAAAAAAAAAAAAAAGUCAUUUUAGCUGCCACCUAGGACUUUGCCACAUAGCUGAACUGUGUUUACUGGAAAAAUUCAGAGGCCUAAAGUUUAAAAUAAAAUUUACUUCCGAUGUUUUAAUUACAAAUGUUUGCCACAUUAACUUCUCUGAUGCCUUAAAAGUGAACUUCUUUGAAGAACUUCUGUGCUACUUUCUCACAGGCUUAUACCACAAUUGUUAACAUUUGGAGACUGAUGAUGAACACACACACACACAUACACAACACCACACAACACACACAUAUACACACCACACACAC
Messenger RNA from Peromyscus eremicus (cactus mouse), 3708 nucleotides. RefSeq names its product EBF transcription factor 3 (gene Ebf3). Bases 80 to 1843 code for a protein of 587 amino acids. Gene Ontology annotation, biological process: regulation of transcription by RNA polymerase II. Lineage: Eukaryota; Metazoa; Chordata; Mammalia; Rodentia; Cricetidae. Gene Ontology annotation, molecular function: DNA-binding transcription factor activity, RNA polymerase II-specific; RNA polymerase II cis-regulatory region sequence-specific DNA binding. The transcript is spliced from 16 exons. The record is from RefSeq and is a predicted model, not a curated record.